Messenger RNA from Antrostomus carolinensis (chuck-will's-widow), 850 nucleotides. RefSeq names its product mitogen-activated protein kinase kinase kinase 2-like. Gene Ontology annotation, molecular function: protein binding. The annotation marks the transcript as partial. NCBI's taxonomy places the organism in Eukaryota, Metazoa, Chordata, Aves, Caprimulgiformes, Caprimulgidae. The transcript has 10 exons. The record is from RefSeq and is a predicted model, not a curated record.
AUGGAUGAACAGCAAGCUUUGAAUUCAAUCAUGCAGGAUUUAGCUGUGCUUCAUAAGGCCAGUCGUCCUGUAUUGCCCCAGCAAGAAACAGGAAAACCAAAGUCAUCAUCGCCUAAAAAACAGAAUGAUGUUAGAGUCAAGUUUGAGCAUCGAGGUGAAAAAAGAAUCCUGCAAUUACCAAGGCCUGUUAAACUUGAAGAUCUUGCAGCUAAAGCUAAAGUUGCUUUUGGACAGACUAUGGAUUUACAUUACAGCAAUAAUGAGCUUGUAAUUCCAUUAACCACACAGGAUGACCUGGACAAAGCUGUGGAACUGCUUGACCGUAGUGUUCAUAUGAAGAGUCUCAAGAUACUACUUGUAAUACAUGGAAAUACACAGUCACCCAGUGUAAAUAACGUGGAACCCUUGCCCUCACUGGAAGAUUUAGAUAAUACAGUGUUUGGUGUGACAGACAGAAAACGGCGACUGUCUGUAAUAGGUUCUAAUACCCGUGAUAGGAGUUCACCUCCCCCAGGAUACAUUCCAGAUGAGCUGCAUCAGGUGGCCCGAAAUGGAUCCUUCACCAGUAUCAACAGUGAGGGUGAAUUCAUUCCAGAAAGUAUGGAUCAGAUGCUGGAUCCAUUGUCUUUGAGCAGUCCUGAAAACUCUGGCUCAGGAAGCUGUCCCUCACUUGACAGCCCUUUAGAUGGAGACAACUAUCCCAAAUCUCGGAUGCCAAGAGCACAGAGCUAUCCAGAUAAUCAUCAGGAAUUCUCAGAGUAUGAUAUUCCAAUAUUUGAGAAAUUUGGAAAGGGGGGGACUUAUCCCCGAAGAUACCAUAUUUCAUAUCAUCAGCAAGAAUACAAUGAUG